GGGGCCCCGGGGUCGCUGCUCGCGCUGGAAUGGGGGGGGGACACCCGCGACGCGGACUGGGGGGUGUGCCUGGGGUCGCCGGGGGCCAGGGCUGGACCGGCCCCUGGGGAGGGUUUCCGGUGCCGCUGGGGUCCGCCGGGCCUCUGCCCUGUGGGCGGCCGCCCCGCGUCCUCUCCCCUCUCUGUCUCUUCCUGAGACCGGCCGUGUCCCGCACCUGCCGCAGGUCGGCGUGGGGCCCUGCGCCUGGCCUCUACCGGGUGUGAGCUCCUGUCCGUGCGCUGAGCCGCUGGUGCCUUCCUCUCCCGCCCCUUCCCUUCCUCUUCGUGGGCGCAGACCAUGUCCUUUCUGCACUCGCCUCCCCUGCAGACCGGCCUUCCUGGCUCCAGGGACCGCAGUUGGGGAGGGGCUGGGCGGGGGGUAGGGGAGACGGUCCCCAGCCUCCCGAAGCAGGGAAGGGAGAGGGUGUAUGUGGGUGAACCCUCCGGCUGGACCAGACCCUGGGCGGGAUGAGGAGUCGGCGGGAGACCAGGGCUUUCAUAACUUUCGCUGAGGUGGGUUGGGUUUGCUCAGAGGAGGUGCCUGUGUCCAGGGUAGAGGUAUUGGUGCUACAGGGUGGCCCCCGUCCCUCCAAACCGGAGGACACAGUUGCCACCCAGACCCAAAGGGCAGGGAGGGUGUUGGGCUCGGGCUGUGGCAGGUGUCACACCUGAGCAACUAGAGCAUGCCUGGCCAGGCCUGGGCCCCACUGGCUGGGUUGGGGGAGGGUUGGUGGAGAGCUGAUGCCAAGGUCACUUUCUGCUCCCACCCUUCUGCCACAACUGGGAAUGAGGGGGCGUGGCUUUCUCUCCUGCCUGGGCUCUGGACCCCAGAAGGAAGCUGUCAAUUGUAAGCUCAUUUGCAUGAGGUCCAGUUAAGGAGAAAUGCUCAGAAACCGGGCCGCAUUUCUGCACAUCCCUUCUCUCCUGGACUCUGGCCUGGGAAGUGGGAGGGUUGCUGGGACGGGUGGCCAGCCUGGGGGGCUCCUGCCCCAGUUGGCCCCUCCCGAGGCAGUCACCCGAAGAGUUGUUCUCUGCAAGGGGCUCCUGGGAGGGGCAAGGCCCGGGCCCAGAGCGGAGGAGCCCCCCGAGAGGCCAGGAGCCAGCAGCAGAGGUGGGUACAGCUGGAGCUGUGUCCAGGCAUGUGCAGAGGUGACUGUUUUCUCUUGGCGGGGGACAUUGACCAGAUGCAGUGGGCACAAGCGUAGUGAGCAGUGAGCUGCUGGCAGGGUCAGUGUGCCUUAGGCAGUGUGACCAGAGCUGGCAGCCGUAGGUAUGAUGGUGGUGAGCAGUGAGGGUGGUGGACUGACUGGGGGAUGGGCAGUGGGUGUGGGGGAUGGUCCCAGGUGGUGGGCAGGACCUGCUUCUCCCCUUCCUUCACCUCCCCAGUGACCCGGGUACCUGUUUGCCCGGUAAACGAGAGGGGGCCCCUCGAGGGGGCCUGUGCUCUGAGAGCAGCCCACCCUUAUGGGCCCCCAGGCCGAACUGUAUCUGCCCUGUGAACCCUGAAGGAGCCUCCGUACCAGCUGCAGGGCGGACACACUCCACUGAUUCCUGCCGUGGAUGACGUCCUCAUCGCAGGAAAGAACAAUUCAGGAACCCCCUGGGAUCCCCUCCUGGGCUAGAAAAUCCAGUUCCCUUUUAUUAUCCAAUUACACUCCCCAGCCAAGCAAACUGGGCCCCUGCCAGUGUGCUGUCUUGGUCUCUCCACACCCCACCUUUGUGCCCAGAGGGGUUCGAGGCCUGGGGGUCAGAGAGGGGGCCCAUGGGAAACACGCCGAGGCCGGGGUGGUGAGCAUGGUCGGGGGGCUGGCGGGACAUCCAUCCCCCGGGCCCUGUGCAGCUGUCAACUAGGCCCUUGCUGCUAGAGCACCCCUUCCCCCAGAGCCUGGCUCGUUUGCUGUCUGGGGGUGCAGAGUCCCCGCAGGAGGGGUAGGUUUCCCGCCCCCCCCAUUUCCCACUUGGGAGGAACUGAGGGGAAGUGGGAGUGAGGAUUCCAGCCCAUGGACCUGCUUGGAGGUCAAGAUGCAGUGACCUCCCCGUGGCUUCCUCCUGCCCCCCAGCCCGUGCUGGGCACCCCUUUCCUUCAGGAGUCACCUCAGAGCCCCCAUUGUCCAUAGGCAGAUCCCCCGCAAGGCCCUGUCACUCACACCUGGCCCCAUUGGGCACCUGCACGCCUGGCAGGUCUCUCUUCCCAGGCGUAAGCUCGUGUCCUCCGGCAACGCCAGCCCGCCCCUCCCCCUCCGUCCCCAGUGCGGGGCAGCGCCCCCGGCUGAGGAUGGGGGAGGGGCGGGCUCUGAAGUUAGUUGACUCUGUGUGCCCUGUUUGCGGGGUUUUCCCUGGGGGCUUCUGGAUGGGGACUGGAAGGGCAGGGUUGAGGCCUCCAGCCUCAGGUACCACUGGCGCUGGAAAGCAUCACCCAUCUGUACUGGGGUGGAUCUGCCUGGUCCUGCGUGGCCUGUGGGUCAUUGGCCCAUCUCGGGAGAGGAAACACUCCUGCCUGUUGUCACCAGGGACUGCAGCUCGGGUGCCCUGAGACAGGGAGCCAAGAAGGUGCCGGCGGGCAGCAGGGGGCGCCCAGGGGAGGAGAGGCCCCCGUGCCAACUGACCCCCAGACCUCCACCUGCCCUCCUGCGGCAUCCAGGCCCUCACAGCGCAGGGACAGCUCCACUGGGGACACAGCUGCCCUCCUGCAGGCGUGCACAGGUGGUGGGCAGCUUAGGGCCAGGGUCCUUGAGUCAGGGGUGUCUCCUGGUGAGUAGGGCUGUGUGCGGCCCCUGGGGCGCUCUCCCUCCCCCUCUCCAGCUCUGGGUGGGUGCUCAGGGCUCCCCUAGGGGCAGUUUCUGUGGCCCCAGGGGCGGUCUUGUUGGUCUGGGGGCGGUCCUGGGCAGAGGCAGCGCUGGCUCUGAAAGGGGAAGGUGCUUCUGGGCCCCCCUGGCCGGGGGGCCGCACCCAAGCCUCAGCCGUGCAGCCCAGCCCGCACCUGCCCAGCUGAGGGCCCGGCUCCCUGCUUCCCUGGCAGGCGCGCCUCCUGGUCUUGCAUCUGGGCCCCUCCCUGCUCCGCCUCCCCCUGCAGUGUGGCCAGGGUCUGUCUGUGUGGCUGGGCUGGGGGUUGAGCCCUGCCUGCCGCCCAGGCUUCUGGGCAAGUCCUGCCCUCCUGGAGUCCUCAGUUUCCCCAGCAGCACCACAGGGGUCCUUGGUUUUCCCCUUUGAUGAGCUACAGACCGAGGCCUGGUCUGCUGUCGCUGGCCUCUGGGCAAGACGCCGAGACCGGUGGAAGAUGCUGGCAAAGGGCUGUGCAGGGCUGUGGGAACACCUCCCCCAGCCCCGCCGCAGUCGGGGAAACAGGCACGUGCAGGGUGCCCUGCCGGAGGUCCUGGCGCAGGCCGGGGGCCUGCAGACCUCAGACCCCGUGACUCCUCUUGGCCCCAGCCUUCUGGAGGUGCUGAGGGCAUCUGUGUGUCUGGCUCCGGUUUCUUCCUGCAACAGGCUGGGGCAGGGCAGUGGGGGUCCUGCUGCCUGGGGACCCCGAGCCGGGGUGGGUGGGCAGCCCGAAGCGGGGGUCCUUGGCCGUCCUGGUCAGGUCAGGGGUCAGUAUGCCACAAGAUGUCGGUCCCGCGUGAGCAUCCCUUUCUGAACCGUCCCGCUCCCAUUAGGGAGUGGGUGGCAGCAGGUGGUCGGGGGCUCUGGGAGUUCUGUCUGGGGCAGAGAGGUGUGGCCUCAGCCACUAAGCGGGGCCGGGGGCAGGGGAGAGGCCUGGGGGCCCGGUCGCACCUCGCCAUCGUAGGCCCUGCCCCCUGUCUGCUCCCCGGCUGCCCGCUCCUCCUCCUUGGACACCAGCCUCAGGGGGUCCCCGGUCAGUGGGGCCACCUACCUGAUGGGCUGGAGCCUGGGGGGAUGUGGGGCUUGCUGGAGCUUAAGGAAACUGAUUACAGUCGUUGCAUAGAUGUCAGUGGGCAGCUUGAGGAGAUGUCACCGGGGGAACGGCACCCAGCCAGGAUGGUCCCCGAGCCCUUGCAUUCAGUCCCCCCAGCCCCGGCCUUGGGCCCUUGCAGACGUCACUUCUGGCACAGGGGAUACAUUUUGCCAUUCUUGAACUUCGUAGAGAUGUGUUCUCCCCGUCUCCUGUGGCUGUUCUUGGCUGGGAGGGGCGUGUCACCCCACCAUGCCCGGCCCCCACCCCAAGAUUGUGCAGGCUGCCGGGGGAGGGGCUUCUGGACACAGGCUUGGCCCCUGUGGGCACCCAGCCCUCCACCCCGUUCCAAGGACCUGGCCAGCUGCCCGGCCAUCUGCCACCCUGAGCCAUGUGGCUGGAGGGGCAGCAGUGGAGGGCCGGCUGGUACCCUCCCCACAUGGGCCUCACCAAGUGGCCCCACCUGUCAAGACCUAGGCCAGCCCCCAGAAUGUGUGGACAAGAAGAGAGACAGCAGGAAGUGGGGCGGACAUGCCAGGCAAUGGGCUGGGUUCCGGUGGGGACAGGUGGGCAGGGUGUGCGCCCCAGGUGUGUGCGAGGGAGACAGGGAGGCCCCGGUGACCGCAGGGCUGGGACGGGGGACCCCGGUGGGCCGGCUGGGCUCGUCUCCCAGGCUGUCGUGGGCUUGGGGUCUGCUCCUGGGCCCCGCCUGGGCCUCUGUCUGGCCCAGGCAGCGAUGAGUGGGGCUGGGGAUGUGCAGCGUGGGACACGGGGAGGGUGGGGGUGGCCCCACUGCUGACGUCCUGGCCACCGUGUCCUGGGAGGGACCUGGAGUGCCCAGCCUUCCCAGGACUUCAGCCCCACUUGUCCUGAGUUGGAUGUCCUGUCUGGGUCCAACAGGGCCCAUCUUCUCCUGUACUUGGAGGCUGUAAUCUUCCUGCCAAAAUGUUUUAAAAGCUGCCUACGCAGAUUUCAAAAUUACAGGUAGUUUUAUUAGCCACGCGCAUGCGUCCCGUGAGUGCUGGGCUUCUGGUGACUGUGAUGUGCUGGAACAAGGGGCGCCUGGGGCUUCGGGGCAGCGCGUCGGUGACGUGUGUGCGUGUUUGGGUGAAACUGUGUGAUGGUGAGGGACGUGGGCUGUGUGUCCGCGUCACAGUGCGUGUGACGGCAGCACCUGGGUGACAGCCGGCGGGUGUCUCUCCUGCCACCUCGGAGCUGGAGGUGAGGAUGCUUUGUGGAGUCUUAAUUGAAGAAAUCUUGUUUCCACCAAGGCUGGGGGCAGCGCCCAGCCCCUCCAGGAUACCCCCGACCCGGACGCCCCCCCCCCCACCGCCUCCACAGUGACUUUGCCGUGGUAUCCUCCCCGUGCCCUUCCACGCGUCCCCACGGGGCCAGGGAGCUCGGAGGGGCUCAUUUUCCUGCUGACUGGAGCCAUCCGCGCUGCCCUUGAAGGCAGAGCCAGCUGGGCAGCCCUUUGGUUUUAAAUAACAAUUCUCCUCUCUGCUCAGAGGCAGCCCCACCCACCCCACUGGGGCCCUGGCCUGGGGGCUCAGCCCGGAGACGUAACCCUCCCAGAGGGGGCGCUGCUGGGCUCUGCAGGGGACGGACGUGUGUGGGCUGGGCGAGGGCCCAGGACAGCCUGGCCGGUCGCUGUUUCCUGCAGCCAGAGUGGCCCGACUUCAGCUCCCUCCAAGGGGAGGCUGCCCCCACGCUCGCCCUCCCUGGCCUCUGCCCCAGGGUCCCUCCCCUGCCCCAGUCCCGGCCAGAGGCCAGGGGAGCCCUCUGCCUGCGCAGGUCUGCAAGGGCCCCGCUGGCUGCUCCCAGCUCAGCCUUCCCCCCCCGGCGUCCUUGGAGAGCUCCCCGUUCCUCACCUGCAGGUCGGGUGGGAGGGUUGAGGGAGCCAGCACGUGUCCCAACCUCUCUGUGUCCCAUCACGGCACCCCCUGGGCAGGUGUGGGUGCCCAGAGGCGCUGGUGGCCAGCCUUGCUCCCUCAUGGUGGCCUUGCCAGCGGUCAGCACCGUGGACAGCUCUGCCCCCGCACCGCUGGCCGGGGCCUGCCACACGGGGGUCAUCCCCAUCCCACAGGUGGGGGCACACACAUCUCCGUACAGCCAGCAGACCCCACCAUACCUGGGGCUGUGCCCCAGCCCAGCUCUGCGGUAAGGCUGGAUCCUCUGGGCCGUCACCCGCUGCCAGUGCCCCCAGCCCGGCUGCUGGCCCCACCCCCCACCCCCGGGCACACGCCCGGAGCUGCAGCCCCCACCCCGCCCCGAGGAGGGCUCAGAUGGGAUGCGGGCCAGGGCACGAGAGCCCUGUCCUGUCUGGGAUGCUUAGUGCUGCCACCCAGGCCCCACCCUCAGCCAGGAGCGUUCAGAGUGGGUGGUUUAUAAUUUUUAGACAGAAGCUCUUGUUUUUGGUGGAAGGUGCAAAGGGGGAUGGGGUGGGGGUCAGAGAGGAGCCCUGUGUUUGCCCUAAGCUGACCAGACCCCCACUGGGGCUCUCCUGGCCUGCUUAGCCAGCUCCGGGCGAGGCCCAGAGGGACCUUAGACGCCAGCGGGAGGCCUGGGCCAGAGCCCCGGGCGCGCCCACCCCUCGGGGACCCCGCGGCUGCUGCUGCUGUUGGGCUGGGAGCUGCACCACCGCCCCCCGCCCCAUAAUUGCGGUCUCUUGCUGGCCCGGCUUCACGCACGGUGUGUGCUCCCCGGUGCGUUAGUGAGAGCGGAGCAGCGUCCCCCAUCCCCACCCCUGUAGCCAGGGCUGCCUGCUGGUGGGGGUGGGGUGAGUGAGUACACGAGGGGAGGCCCACGGGGAGGCGGAAGCCUCCUCAAGCAGGGGUCUCAGGGCCCAUCCGGCCUGAGUCUGGGGUGGGGGGUCCCUGCCAGGGUCAAGGCCAGAUGUCGAGGAGGCUUCUGGGCCCGGGGGGUGCGGGGCCCCAUGUGAUGCCCAGUUUUGAGUGGGGCAGGGCCCCCAGGGCUGCCAGCCCGUAGGCAUCAGUCCCCAGGUGGUCUCCCAAAGCCCAGGAUGCUGUAGGUCCAGGGGUUGGCUCAAGAGUCCCGGGGUCUGGAGCCAUAGCGCCCUCGGCACCCUGCUGGCUCGCCCCUGCACCCCCCCCCCCCAGGCCAAGAGCCGUCCCCGCAUUCAUCACCGCCUGCCCUUCUCUGCCUCUUCCUCCUGUCUCAAUCGAUUUUUGUAAUAAAGAGCAAUUAUGGAGUUCAAUAAAAGCUCCAGUGGUCGAGGGGAGGGGGCCAGGGAGCGGGCCGGCAGGAGCUCCAGGGACUGCACCUCCUAGGGAAGAGCUGGGGCCGAGGGUGUGUGUGGGGGAUCCAGCCCCCAUAACAGGACGAGACUGGGAGGUCAGCAAGGCAGCGAGGGUGCCCGGGCUCGCCCACAGGGAUCUGGUGGGCUGCUCACCUCCUGCCCCCCUGUCCCUUUCGCCCU
Molecule: messenger RNA, 7387 nt
Organism: Orcinus orca (killer whale)
Lineage: Eukaryota; Metazoa; Chordata; Mammalia; Artiodactyla; Delphinidae
Exons: 2
Coding region: 3642-4688 (348 amino acids)
Source: RefSeq, a predicted model, not a curated record